GCUAGUUCUGGUCGCCCCAUUGCAGGAAUGAUAUGGAGACUUCAGAGAGGAUUUGAGGGUUCCCAGAAUGAUGCCUGGAUCAGGGGCUAUUUGCUUCAGGGAGAGGUUGCACAGACUUGGAUUGUUCUCUCUGGAACACCGACGGAUGAGAAUGGAGAAGGCAGUGAUGUUGAAGAGGUGGAGGUUCUGUCUGAAGACUCGCUGCAGUCAUCGGAUGAAGAGAGUGAGGAGCCUGAGACUGCUGAGGCUGAGGCUGAUGUAGGAGAGGAAGGCAGAGUUGUCCCCUCAGGAGAGAGACGGGAGCGGGUGGGAGCCGAGGACAGUCCCAGCUGCACAGGAGACGGUGGUGAGCCGGAGCAGCAGGGCAUGGUAGACGGGCACGGUGCUGAGAGUGUCGGCAACAGUCCAGCAGCCACGGACCGGGACCUGCGAGCUGUUGGUCAACCGGUCAGGCAGGCUAAGAGAAGUCGAGCAGACUCCAGUGGGCAGAAAGAGGAGGCAGCAACACCUCUGUCUGAAGCCUGUGAAGACAUCUCAGCUGAUGAGCAGAAAUCAGUCACCAGUUUGUCCACACGUACGUGCGAUACAGGAACUAUGGCAUGUUCUGAGGCACAACCUUUGACACUGAAAGAUGAUGCAAACUUGGACAAAACACCCAUCAAGAAAGAGAAUUCGUUGCAAACUGACAGACAGGUUUCUGGGCUAACUGUAGUUAAUGGACAAGAUCGGGAUUCAGUCCUCGACAACUCACCAGUUGCAAAGAGAAUAAAACGAGAUGGUGCCGUGGUCCAGAGCAGGAACGUGGAGGUGAUUGAACUGAUGGAGACUGAGGAGGAGCCGGACUGCACGCCCUGUCUCCCUGGAGACGAGAGCCCACUCCCCGCUGUUGAUUCGACCCAAGCCGAUUCCCCGCUGGUCAGUGUCGUCACCAGCUCCCAGACCAGCCCUGCAAGGCACAAGAGGGUGAACGUGGCAACGCAAUGUGAUCCUGAAGAAAUCAUCAUCUUAUCUGACUCUGACUGACACAGGGCUGAGUCCCUGGGUCACAGACAGUACAUCAAGGAAACAAAGCUGUGGAGGUUUCAAAUAGCAGAAGCAUUGCAGGACAUAUGCUGCUGAGAAAUGUAUUCUAUUAUUUGGGGCGAGUGCUGAUGGGGUCAGAAGCUUCUCUUGUCCACUGGCCUGAAGCCCAAUUUACUUCUCUAGGGAGUGGGGCAUGGGAGAAACCUAUCCUGUGUUAUAGGUUGUUUUAAAAAUGUGUACAGAUGAAUUGUGUGCCGAUGCACAUGCUGGAAGGAGCAGGACAACGAGCGGGCAGUUCCCAGAUCAGAGGUGGCAGAACUUGCAUUAAAUGUCGGAAAUUUGUCAACUGAUCUUCACACUUCCCAAAAGCUCAGUGGUCUGCGCAGUGGAAUCCUGCAGAAGGUAAUUAAAUGAUGAUUUUCCCCGAUUGGAAAUCUAACUUCACAGAAAUAAUUGGAAUAACUUGCAAGGAAGUUCAGAUUUCAAAGUUGGUUGACUCUUAAGAUUUAUUCCUGCGAGGCCUCUCUGCGCUGCACUGCGCUGCAGGCAGCUCGCCCCCACAGUGGGGGUCCCACAAGGUCGGGUGUGAGCUGUGCUGGUCUUGGCUCAACCCUGGGCUGUCCCGUCCCAUCCCGUCCGCUCCCAUCACCCUGCCCAUCAGUGGGAAGCAGGUGCCUUCUGUCUUGUGCAAGCCGACCUCUCUGGGCUGAGGUGCUCUCUAAUCUACAGAUCCUUUAACCAGUGGCAAUGGGUGGUGGUAUCAUCGCUUGCCUCAGGGUUGGAUGUGAAGUUGCUUUUCCAUUCUCUGUUUCACUUUUUAAAUGCAGAGUUUACUGCACUAAAGUUAUGUAUUAAAACCUAAAAUAAAAAAAGCUAAAUUUUUGGUCAUGAAGCAGAUUGACGUGA
Molecule: messenger RNA, 1929 nt
Organism: Amblyraja radiata (thorny skate)
Lineage: Eukaryota; Metazoa; Chordata; Chondrichthyes; Rajiformes; Rajidae
Product: death domain-associated protein 6-like
Exons: 4
Coding region: 28-1023 (331 amino acids)
Source: RefSeq, a predicted model, not a curated record